AUAUUAACUUUCUGUGGUCAAACUCACCCUGCCGGCGCCGCAACGUUGUGGUGCGCGCGCCGCUCGCGGCUCCGUCUCCCCGUCCAAUACGCAAGUCAAAUAGACUUCGUUGCGGGGAACAGUUUUCCACGGCUAAAGGGCAGUUCAAGAUCACAACUGCUGCCGGUUUUACCUCCCGCCGAGUUUUCUAUAAGAUUCUUACAUCACAGAACUGUUAACAUGGUUUGGUCGACUAUUUACGAUGGCAAAUCUGAGUCCGGAGAUAAGCCCUCGAUGCAGUUGGCUACUGCAAAUGUGGGCUCCCACCUGCAGCACAUGUGCGCCUUAGACACCUCCUCUAAGGCGUCGUACGUUCGACUUUCCGGUGUCAUCUGUACCAUCGGGCCGGCUUCUCGCGAUGUAGCCAUGCUCGAAAAGAUGAUGGAGACAGGCAUGAACGUGGCCCGCAUGAACUUCUCUCAUGGCUCGCACGAGUACCACGCGGAGACGAUCGCCAACUGCCGGCAAGCUGAGAAAAAUUACAGCGCCAAACUGGGCAUGCCCUUCUCGCUCGCCAUCGCUUUGGACACCAAGGGCCCUGAGAUCAGAACCGGACUGUUGGAAGGCGGUGGUUCAGCAGAAGUUGAACUGAAGAAGGGCGAGACUAUCAACUUGUCUACUGACCCCGCAUUCCAAGAGAAGGGCACCGCUUCCACCGUAUUCGUGGACUACAAGAACAUUACUAAAGUGGUGAAGCCCGGAAACAGGAUCUUCAUCGAUGAUGGCUUGAUUUCUGUCAUCUGUCAGUCGGUCACUGCAGACGCGCUUGUGUGCAGCAUCGAGAAUGGAGGUAUGCUGGGUUCAAGGAAGGGCGUCAACCUGCCCGGUCUGCCGGUAGACCUCCCGGCUGUCUCCGAGAAGGACAAGUCUGAUCUCAUCUUCGGUGUCGAACAAGAUGUGGAUAUGAUCUUCGCGUCUUUCAUCCGCAACGGCUCAGCACUGCAGGAGAUCCGCAGCAUCCUCGGCGAGAAGGGCAAGCAUAUCAAAAUCAUCUCCAAGAUCGAAAACCAGCAGGGCAUGGUGAACUUGGACGAGAUUAUUGCUGCAUCUGAUGGUAUUAUGGUUGCCCGCGGAGAUCUCGGCAUUGAGAUCCCACCAGAGAAGGUCUUCCUCGCACAGAAGACAAUGAUUGCGCGAUGCAACAGGGUAGGCAAACCAGUAAUCUGCGCCACCCAAAUGUUAGAAUCUAUGGUGAAGAAACCGCGUCCGACGCGCGCUGAAACUUCGGAUGUCGCCAACGCUAUCCUAGAUGGCGCUGACUGCGUUAUGCUGUCAGGGGAGACGGCCAAGGGAGAUUAUCCUUUGGAAUGCGUGCUUACUAUGGCCAAUAUCUGCAAGGAAGCCGAGGCAGCUAUCUGGCAUAAGCAGCUGUUCAUCGACCUCGUCGCUGAAGUGAAGGCUCCCAUCGAACAAGCCCAUGCGGUUGCCAUAGCGGCUGUCGAAGCCUCCACUAUCUGCCUGGCGUCGGCCAUAGUUGUGAUCACCACGAGUGGUAGAAGUGCCCACUUGCUCAGCAAGUAUCGCCCACGGUGCCCCAUUAUUGCAGUCACGAGGCACCCGCAGACUGCGAGGCAGGCGCAUCUGUAUCGCGGCGUACUACCUAUCGUGUACCAAGAUGGCGCCGCCGAAGAUUGGCUGAAGGACGUGGACAACCGCGUCCAAUACGGACUGAAAUUCGGUCGUACCCGCGGCUUCAUCAACACCGGCGACUCCGUCGUAGUGGUCACUGGAUGGAAGCAGGGCUCCGGCUUCACCAACACCAUGCGCAUCAUCCAUGUGGAGUAAGCUAGUCUGGCGAAAACAAGAUAUCUUCAUUUAAGUAUUAGCACAAGAACAAGUGAUAUCAAACGAGAUCUAACAAUUGUUACCUGUUUUAUAUUAUAAGGUAAUGUAUUUAUAAAGAUUAUAAUUUAUAAUAUAACAUAAAAUGUUUUAAGUAAAGAUGUUUUCUCGAAAUCCUUGAUGAUUAGUGCUAGAUAAGUGUAUUUAUUGUGAAUUUUAUUUAUGAUACCAGGAGUAUUGUAAUGAUGCAUGUUGCGUAAUGAGAUGAUAAUAAAUAUUUUAAAAUGUAAUUUUGCCUUAUUCUUUUUAUUACUGACAUC
Chilo suppressalis (striped riceborer) is the source of this 2141-nucleotide messenger RNA. NCBI's taxonomy places the organism in Eukaryota, Metazoa, Arthropoda, Insecta, Lepidoptera, Crambidae. The record is from the annotation of a GenBank genome assembly.